This is a messenger RNA of Pyrus x bretschneideri (Chinese white pear), 1377 nucleotides long. RefSeq lists its product as uncharacterized. The record is from RefSeq and is a predicted model, not a curated record. NCBI's taxonomy places the organism in Eukaryota, Viridiplantae, Streptophyta, Magnoliopsida, Rosales, Rosaceae. The coding region runs from base 650 to 1042 and encodes 130 amino acids. The transcript has 5 exons.
AAACUCUUAUUUUCUCGGAUCAACGUGGAACAUUUCCACGUCUCGAUGCUGCAAAAGCAUACAAAAAUGGGAGGGAGACAAGGAGGAAGAAUUGGUGGUUCGAUAUCGUCGAGGGUUUUCUGGUAUUCCUGUUCCUUGCAGAGAGAGAGGUGGGAGAAUUCGAUGGCGUCUUAUGGGUUACUGUCCCAUGCCGAGAGAGUGAUGGGAGAUGUAUGGGGUAAAGGAGAGGCUUUUCUUCCAUUUCUGCGAUGCUGCAAAACCAUACAAAGUAGGAGGGAGACAAAGAAGAAGAAAAGGAGAAGAAGUUGAACCCUUGAACUGGGAAAAGGAACGAACUUGUAGAGGCGAUUGAAUUGGGUUUGAAGAUUUGAGGGUUUUUUGGCGUCUGUUGCAGAGAGAGAUUAGGGGAUGGGUCUAGGGUUUGCAGAAAGCGAUUCAAGUGAGGGGCUAGGGCUUGAGGGAUGGGGCUCCAUCUCUGUUCUCGCUUGCAAAAACUUUCCGCUCUUCAGGUGCAUGAAGGCGACGUGGUCCUGGUCGACGGUGUCUUCCUUCACAGUUCUGGACGACGGUUCUGAACCUCUGGCGAUUCCGACUGAGAGAGAGGUCAAUAACAACAAGAGUAAAUCUGGGGUUGUGUACACAAUAAAAUAUGGAAUUUAGCCAAGAAAUUUCAACAACAAAGUUUAAACUUUUUGAUAUGGCAAAAAACAGAUUCUCUUGUUUCUCAAAACCCUCAAAUUUGACAGAUGGUCAGCUCCGGCCACAGUUGUGUGAAGGUGACAUGGUCCUGGUCGACGGUUCGGAAGCUCUGGCGAUUCUGACUGAGAAAGAGGUCAAUAACAACAAGAAGGGACUGACGCGUAUGCCUUGGCUGUCGUCGGAGACUUGGAUGAGUUUGAGGCCGCCGUCCUUGACGACGACGUUGAUGGAGGAGGAGCGGGCGUCGAGGCUGUUCUCGACGAGCUCUUUGACGGCGGAGACAGGGCGUUGGAUGACCUCGUCGGCAGCGAUUCGGUUCACCAGAGACUCUUCUAGGAGGUGAAUUUUGGGAGGCUCCGUCGCGACUUGCUCUUCUUCUUCUGCUUCAAUUUCCAUUUCCGUUGCACUGCCAAAAUUUCUAUUUUCGUUUGGAAGCGCCAAAUUUUCCCGGCACCGUCAAAAUGAAGAAGAAACGAGUUAUUUAUUAUUAUUAUUAUUUUUUUUUUUUGGUUCAAUAGAGGAGAGUAAAAUUAGGUUAAGAAUUGCGUUGCCAUUUAAUAUUACGGUGAAUAGUAUUUUUCUUUAUUUAUAAGUGAGAAAUUUUAGAUUCGAUUAUUACCAAUAACAAGUUUAAACUAGGUUAUUAUGGCUAGAUCAAUGUGAGACUUCAUUCUUCUA